Arachis duranensis is the source of this 396-nucleotide messenger RNA. RefSeq lists its product as uncharacterized. NCBI's taxonomy places the organism in Eukaryota, Viridiplantae, Streptophyta, Magnoliopsida, Fabales, Fabaceae. Bases 1 to 396 code for a protein of 131 amino acids. The record is from RefSeq and is a predicted model, not a curated record. The transcript has a single exon.
AUGGAUUUCACCAAGGUGGGUAUAGGAAGGAAAUUGCAACUAGAAGAACUCGAAUGGCUUAGGAUAGAGGCCUAUCAGAAUGCACGGAUCUAUAAAGAGAAGACUAAGGCAUUCCAUGAUCACUAUAUCCACAAGAAAGAUUUCCAAGAGGGUGAUGAAGUUCUUUUAUACAACUCAAGGCUCAGAUUCAUACCUAGAAAGCUCCAUUCAAGGUGGGAUGGCCCCUUUAAAGUGAAGGAAGUGAAGCCCUAUGGAGUGGUUGAGCUAUUCCACCCUCAAAGUGGUGCAACAUUCAAAGUGAAUAGCCACAGAGUAAAGAAGUAUCGUGGUUAUAAGUCACCAAGGGAAGUAGAAGUGUUCCUUCUUGAGGAUGCACCCAAAGGAGGAGAAGCUUAA